This is a messenger RNA of Galeopterus variegatus (Sunda flying lemur), 1427 nucleotides long. RefSeq names its product major histocompatibility complex class I-related gene protein. Gene Ontology annotation, cellular component: external side of plasma membrane. The transcript is spliced from 5 exons. NCBI's taxonomy places the organism in Eukaryota, Metazoa, Chordata, Mammalia, Dermoptera, Cynocephalidae. The record is from RefSeq and is a predicted model, not a curated record. Gene Ontology annotation, biological process: immune response. The annotation marks the transcript as partial.
CUCCCAGGAACUCACUCUCUGAGGUAUUUUCACCUGGGCGUGUCAGACCCUGGUCAUGGGGUCCCUGAAUUUGUUUCAGUUGGGGACGUGGACUCUCACCCUAUCACCACGUAUGACAGUGUCACUCGGCAGAAGGAGCCGCAGGCACCAUGGAUGGUGGAGAACCUGGCGCCUGACCACUGGGACAGGUACACGCAGCUGCUGAGGGGCUGGCAGCAGACCUUCCAGGUGGAGCUGAAGCACCUGCAGCGGCGCUACAAUCACUCAGGGUUUCACACUUACCAGAGGAUGAUUGGCUGUGAGCUGCUGGAGGACGGAAGCACCACGGGGUUUCUCCAGUAUGCAUAUGAUGGACAGGAUUUCAUUAUCUUCAACAAAGACACCCUCUCCUGGACGGCUGUGGAUCAUGUGGCCCACAUCACCAAGCGGGCAUGGGAGGCCAAUCAGCAUGAAUUACAAUACCAAAAGAAUUGGCUAGAAAAAGAAUGCAUUGCCUGGCUAAAGAGAUUCCUGGAGUACGGGAAAGACACACUGCAGAGGACAGAGCCCCCACUGGUCAGAGUAAAACGCAAAGAAACUUUUCCAGGGAUUACAACUCUCUUCUGUAGAGCUUGUGGCUUUUACCCCCCAGAAAUUUCCAUGAUCUGGAUGAAAAAUGGGGAAGAAAUUGCCCAAGAAAUGGAUUAUGGAGACAUUGUUCCCAGUGGGGAUGGAACCUACCAGACUUGGGUGUCUGUUGAGCUGGAUCCUCAGAGCAGCGACCUUUACUCCUGUCAUGUGGACCACUGUGGCAUCCACAUGGUUCUUCAGGUCCCCCAGGAAACAGAAACUAUCCCUCUGGUGAUGAAAGCUGUCUCUGGGUCCAUCAUCCUUGCCAUUGUCCUGGCUGGAGUUGGCAUUCUGGCCUGGAGGAGACGGUCUUGAGACAAAAAUGGAGUCAUCUACCUUCCUACACCAGAUAAAUGAUGUAGCUAUCUCUUUUCAAGUUCUCUUUCCUAGGAACCAUGGUCUCCUCUGUCCCCCAUGGACUCAAGUCCAGUCCUUAAAUCUCUUGACCACAUCUACCAUACAUGUGGGUAUUAUAGGAUUGUGCAUUUAUGGCAGAAAGAUAGGAGCCACAAAAAAAUUUUUUUUUCUUUAUCUCCAAAAAGACUUUCAGCUUUUAGCCUCUUUUGAUGGAUUCCUUUAUCACAUCUGGCUUUAUAUACAGCUCGUCUCCUGAUACAACACUUCCUUACAAUCCAUUUGUCAAUGAUGAUUCAUGAGUAGAGUAGAGAAUCUCAGAGCUGGAAGGAACCUUCUCAUCCGUGACAAGAACUGUUUUCCACAAUGCUUUUGACUUGAGCUUCCACUUGACUCCAUCCUCCACUUGAGCACCACGUGAAGGGCACCCCAAUACAUCAUCAAAUGGCCUUUCUCAUUCAUCU